AGCAGCAUCAUUGAUAACUUGAUAUGAUAUCUCGUCAAUAACUUGGUCGGGACUUUUCUGAAGCACCCUUCGGCAAUCUUCACAUGAAAUGAAUGCCUCUUCCCACCGCACAUCGGUGCUUGUGAAGCGUGAAAAGAUCUGCAAAUCUACAACAACAGUGUGAGCCUAGAUACUUACUCCAUUUUCUCCAUCUGUACAGAAUAUGGAUAGAAUUUUGCAUAUAAAUAUGAAUCUACCUGUCAUCCAGGUAUCAUCAAUUUCCUCAUCAUAUCCUACUUCGCACUUACACGUUGUUCAAAACUGCCUUAGACACUAUCCAUUGCACGACCUUCAAUCAAUACAAAGCAUCAAUCAUACCAAUUUUCACUAUGCACAACAAGAACAUUUUGGCACUCUUUGCCCUCACAACUUCUGUUCUUUCUGCCCCCGUACCGUCUUCUAAAUUCUCAAGUCUUGGCUCAGCCUUCGGUAACUUAAACGGCGAUGGCAAUUCUGUAGGCAAUGGAAAUAAGGGUAAUGAGAAUGAAAAUGGUGAUGGAUCAGGAUCGAAUAAUGGAAAUGGAAACGUUUUCGAAAACGAAAAUGCUAUUGGUAGGGGAAACUCCGAUAUCGACAUCUUAAAGCGUGGUUAUGGCUCAAACGUUAUGGGCAGCGCUUUUGGAAACUUGAAUUCUAAUGGUGGGGGCAACUCUGCUGGGAAUGACAGUUCCCAUGAUGGUAACGGUAAUGGUGUUAGAUCAGGAUCAUGGGAUAGGAAUGGCAAUACAUUCGGCAACGGAAAUGCUGUUAGGAGUGAUAAUUCAGGAAUGAGCAUUUCGAAGCGUGGAUCUGGUUCAGAUGUUUUGGGCAGUGCCUUGAGCAACUUGAAUGGGAAUGGCAAUGGCAAUUCUGCCGGAAAUAAUAACUGGGGUAAUGGAAACGGAAAUGGAGAUGACAGCGGAAGUUCAGAUGGCAGCGACAACAUUUUCGGAAACAAAAAUGCCAUCGGGUCAGGAAACUCAGGAUUCAGCAUCCUCAACAAGGUAAGGAAAUCAGAUACCCCUAUCCUAUCAUCAUACGUCAACGGUGUAUGGGUUGCUGCCAUCGAUCCCAUCACCAAUUCUCUCUCAUCAUCCGGAGAUGCCGCGAACGCUGUUGGCACAGUGACAGACACUUUAGGUGGUAAUUCUGGUUCUAAUACUGCUGGUUCUUCCAAUUCGGGGAACGGAAAUGGUAAUGAUAAUACGUCUGGUUCAAAUAAUGGAAAUGGCAACACAUUCGGCAACGGCAAUCAAAUUCUUUCCAAUAACGGCGGCGUUGAUGUCGAUCCCACUAUCAAUUUCACAUGAAAAGCAAUGAAUAAGCCCCAAAACUAACACAUCCACCCAUCAGGCACGUCGCCAAUUCGACGCGGCCGAUAUCAUCCCAGAUCAAACAGUCACCGGACUGACCAAAGAUGUCACGGUAGUCUUCAAAAGCUUUCACCCAACCGGUAUCCCUGGAAUCGUCAAAGGUGCAGCCACCGGUACCGAGUCAGAUUUCGGAAAGGGACAAAAUGAAAAAUGCCAAUUGGUGUUGACAGGCUUAGGUGAUAUUAUUGCACAGGAUGUUGCUGCCUACAUUCCCUCGAUGAGAUUUUGGGAAUUGGAUGAGCUUGCAUGUUGCAUGCUGUAUGAUAUGUACAUUAUCUUGUCUUUCAGCGAUGAAGUUGUAUGAUGUACGAUGUAUGAUAUAUGAUGGUGUGAUAAUUGUGGUGGGAUAAGUCUUGUACAUAAUU
Botrytis porri is the source of this 1756-nucleotide messenger RNA. RefSeq lists its product as uncharacterized. Bases 369 to 1328 code for a protein of 319 amino acids. NCBI's taxonomy places the organism in Eukaryota, Fungi, Ascomycota, Leotiomycetes, Helotiales, Sclerotiniaceae. The transcript has 6 exons. The record is from RefSeq and is a predicted model, not a curated record.